AGUAUCCAGCCGCUUGCGUAUGGGAUUGCGUAUUCGACAUUCUUUGUGGGCACUUUGUCGAUUUUGCUACGGUUUUAUUGCCGGUAUAUUGUGCUGAGGACAUGGGGGUGGGACGAUUAUAUUGCGGUUGCUAUUUUGGCCUUUAGCUUUGCACAGCAGGGCGUGCUGCAGAUGUUUUUGUAUUGGGGGUGUGGACUUCAUAUGGGAGCCCUGGACACGAACCAUCAUCUCGAGAUUGUCAAGUGGUUAUUUAUCGAAGAAGUCCUCUACUACUCUGUUCACUGGGUGAUCAAAUUAGCUUUUCUCGUAUUUUACCUUCGCCUAUCUCCCGAUAGCGACACAUUUAGACACGCAGUCUAUUUUGGAGUGGGAUUUAACACUGUUGUAUGGAUUGCCAGUGUCCUUGUAGCAUGUUUCCAAUGCAUGCCAUUUGACGAAAUAUUUCACCCAGGCACGCAUUCUGAUGCACAAUGCAUCAACAAGAUGAUCCUUCUCCUUGGCCCUUGCAUUCUCAACAUCCUCGUAGACAUCUACAUCCUAAUCCUCCCCAUCUCCACCAUCUGGGCCUUGAAAAACAUCCGCAUGCGCCGCAAAAUCGCCGUCCUCUGCGUCAUCGGUUUCGGCGGCAUCUCCGUCCUCAUCGCUUGCUGCCGCAUCGUCAUCCUCCUACGCCUCUCCUCCCCCUCCCCAUCCCUCGAUACCUCCUACAUCCUCGGCACCAUGAUUGUCGUCAGCGCCCUAGAGAUCCAAUCCGCAAUCAUCGCCGUCAACCUCCCCAGCCUGAAAGCCCUCUGGACAAAAUACACAGGCGCCCCAGCCGCAGUACCGACAAGUCGCCAGAAUCUCCAC
Bipolaris oryzae ATCC 44560 is the source of this 849-nucleotide messenger RNA. RefSeq lists its product as uncharacterized. The annotation marks the transcript as partial. NCBI's taxonomy places the organism in Eukaryota, Fungi, Ascomycota, Dothideomycetes, Pleosporales, Pleosporaceae. The record is from RefSeq and is a predicted model, not a curated record. The transcript is spliced from 6 exons.